Molecule: messenger RNA, 2008 nt
Organism: Ostrinia furnacalis (Asian corn borer)
Lineage: Eukaryota; Metazoa; Arthropoda; Insecta; Lepidoptera; Crambidae
Gene: Marf
Product: Mitochondrial assembly regulatory factor
Exons: 12
Coding region: 267-1997 (576 amino acids)
Biological process (GO): mitochondrial fusion; mitochondrion localization
Cellular component (GO): mitochondrial outer membrane
Molecular function (GO): GTP binding; GTPase activity
Source: RefSeq, a predicted model, not a curated record
UUGAAAACAGACAGAUAAAAAAAACAUAAAUGAAAAAAAUUAGUGGUAUGUAAUUUUUGUUGAAAAUAAAUUAAUUUAAUUACAAGUUGUAAGUUUAAAAUGAUUCCAUAAGGCUUAGGGAUGUGCAUCGAUUGCUAUGAUGCAACGAGAUGAUAAGUCGCACCCUGCAUGUUGUGUUCGAACUGUAGAAGUGGUCCAGUGACUAUAUUGUUGCCUUGUCCGGCGUAAGGUUCAGCUAACGACAACCGUGCGUCUUUCCUUCCCGUAUGGCUGCAUAUGUUAACCGCUCGAUAUCCAUGAUGGCUGGCGACGGGCCCCACAACGUUGCGACGCUCAACAACGGCUCCGUGCGCGUCAACAUGUCCAAUGUGGACUCUCCGCUCCAGAUAUUUGUGAGGGCUAAGAAGAAGAUCAAUGAUAUUUUCAUAGAAAUUGAUGACUAUGUUAAAGAUGCUGUCACAUUUAUGCAUGCAGUGUCAGGCGAGAAAGGCAUCGCGACGCCGCAGGACGUCGCCAAUGUGGAGGCCUACGUCAGCAAGGUGCAAGCCAUCAGGGAGGUCCUCAAGCGAGAUCACAUGAAGGUCGCUUUCUUCGGCAGGACGAGUAACGGCAAGAGCACGGUGAUAAACGCCAUGCUGCACGACAAGAUCCUGCCGAGCGGCAUCGGGCACACCACCAACUGCUUCCUGCAGGUCGAGGGCUCCGACACCGACGACGCCUUCCUCAGGACCGAGGGCUCCGAGGAGAAGCAGAAUGUACAGUCGGUGAGCCAACUAGGGCACGCGUUGUGCGCGUCACGACUGCAAGAAUGCUCGCUGGUGCACGUGUACUGGCCGCGCGAGUUAUGCGCGCUGCUGCGCGAUGACGUCGUGCUGGUGGACUCGCCCGGCGUCGACGUCACGCCCAACCUCGACGAGUGGAUCGACCAGUACUGCCUGGACGCGGACGUGUUUGUGCUGGUCGCUAACGCGGAGUCUACGCUCAUGGUCACCGUGAGUAUAACUUACUUCACUUGCUCGCGGGUGCACGUGCACUGGCCGCGCGGUGACGUCGUGCUGGUGGACUCGCCCGGCGUCGACGUCACGCCCAACCUCGACGAGUGGAUCGACCAGUACUGCCUGGACGCGGACGUGUUUGUGCUGGUCGCUAACGCGGAGUCUACGCUCAUGGUCACCGAAAAGAAUUUCUUUCACAAAGUGUCGACGAAGAUAUCACAGCCGAAUAUAUUUAUACUGAACAAUCGAUGGGACGCCUCCGCAUCCGAACCAGAAUACUUGGAACAGGUGCGCACGCAGCACGCAAAUCGCUGCGUGGACUUCCUGUCGCGCGAACUACGCGUGUGCUCGCCCAAGGAGGCGGAGGAGCGCAUCUUCUUCAUCUCCGCCAAGGAGGCGCUGCUCACGCGCAUGCGCGAGCGCGAGAAGCCCGUCUCCUCGCCAAUCCUUGCCGAAGGACACCAAGUCCGCUACUUCGAGUUCGUGGACUUCGAGCGCAAGUUCGAGGAGUGCAUCAGCCAGUCCGCCGUGCGCACCAAGUUCGCGCAGCACUCGCGCCGAGGGAAGAACAUCGCUGCUGACGUACAGGGCGCGCUCGAGCAGGUGUACAACAGCGCGACGGACCGCAAGGCGUCGAUGGUGGAGAAGCAGCGCGUGCUGCACGAGCAGCUGUCGGCCAUCGAGGAGCAACUCACCACCAUCACGCGCCAGAUGAAGGACAAGAUCAACCGCAUGGUCGAGAGCGUCGAGCACAAGGUGUCGCUGACGCUGAGCCAAGAGAUCCGUCGCCUAUCAGCGCUGGUAGACGAGUACUCGACGCCGUUCCGCAGCGAGCGCGCGGCGCUCGAGGCGUACAAGCGCGCGCUGCACCGCCACGUGGAGGCCGGGCUGGGCCAGCGCCUCAAGAAGCGCCUGUCCACCGACAUCGGCCACGAGAUGGACGAGGCGCAGAAGGAGAUGGCUGGUAUGUCGCGCUACUGUAGUACCGCGCUAGUGGACUAGUACUCGACAGU